Messenger RNA from Protopterus annectens (West African lungfish), 13456 nucleotides. RefSeq names its product pericentrin (gene PCNT). Gene Ontology annotation, biological process: signal transduction. Lineage: Eukaryota; Metazoa; Chordata; Ceratodontiformes; Protopteridae. The record is from RefSeq and is a predicted model, not a curated record. Gene Ontology annotation, molecular function: molecular adaptor activity.
UACUGGAAGUUUGCUUCAUUGGCUCUGCAGCUUUAGGAUGCGGGAGAACUAAUAACCUAGGGCUGAACCUCUUUAUUUUUCAGUAAGAACGGAAAAUGGAUGAGAGGCAGAGAAAACUGGAUGCUGGCAGAGCCAUGUUCGCUAAUUUCAGGCAGCGAAAAGCAAAAUGUAUCAGCACUACACAGAAAAAAGUGCCAAAAAGGAAGGGUGCGCCUGUCAACUCUCAUAAUGUUCCAGUGGAAGAAUGCACAUUAACAAGCCAGGUUGGACAUACUGCAGAAGUGAAAGAUGUAAAUGCAUCUGUUAAAAAUUCUGAGGCAUUUUAUUUGGGAGAUGGAGCUGGAAAUGAAAUAAUGUACGAUUCCAGGGAUAUUACUGAGAAUGAUGAGGAAUCUUCGAGCCAGAGUGAUGUGCCUGCCCAUCUCAUAGCGGUUUUAGAGAAUACAAUAAGUCAUCGUGAUGAAAUAAUCACUCAGCUGACGAGUAAUCUUCAGCAAGUCAUGAAGAACCGGGAUGAAACCCAGGAAGAAACAGUGAAGCUCACCGAACAAGUUCAUAUGUUGCAGCACCAACUUCAAGAGACAAAUGAAUUACUGAAAACCAAAAGCCCUCAACGUAUGGAAUAUUUUCAAGGUCAGCAGCAAGUGGAGAGUUUCCAUAAGCAUACAAGAGAGCAGAGUCGGCAGAUGGAAGUAUUACAGCAUCAGCUGCUGACAUUGCAACAGGAAGCCAUAGCUAAGGAAAAACUCUUCAAUCAAAUGGCAGAGAAACUGAAAAAAACAGAAGAUGAAGUACAGCAGUUGAUGUUAACCAUAAGAGAGAAGGAAGCUUCAGUUUCAGAACUACAUCAAGCUCUGUUGCUCAGGACAAAAGAGUUAGAGCUACUGAAUGAAAUCCAUACUAAUGAAGUAGAGAUACUGCAACAGAAACAUGAAGAGGAUGUCUCCAUCCGCCUUUUGGAGCAGAGAACUGAAAUGGAAAACAGCUAUCAGUGUGAGAUUGCCAAGCUUCAGCAGCAAGCAAACGAAUACACUACAAGAAAAGUUGAUGAGAUGCAAGUGCAGAAAGCAGAUAAAUACGCAUUUGACGACUGCCCAGAAAACAGUGAGCGUAGUUCUGGAGAGUGCUGUAGAAAACUUGAAGCUGUCAUUGCCAGUUUAAACACUCAGCUAAAUGAAAAAGACAAUGCAAGACAGGAACUAGCUAUUGAACUGGAAGAUGCAGCAAAAGAAUUUGAAGUGCUCCAGCAACAGUUUGUUGUAGCAAAGGAGCAGGCCAGGAGUGCCCUUGAGUAUAAGCAAGAAAAUGAGCUUCUUCAUAAGGAAAUGCAGAGGCAGAAUUUUGUAAUUCAGGACUUGAGCAGUCAAGUGCCUGUCCAUACUGAGACAUUUGUAAAGCUUCAUGCAAAAAAUAAAGUUGAUAGUACCACUUUCAAUGAACAACCGCUAGAAUUUGAAAAGGAAAAUAUGAUGAAUUCUUCAGCUAAUUUGCAGGUGUCUGAGCAUGACUUGAUAGAAAGAGAUAUAGUCAUCUGUCAAGACGAGCUAAAGCUCUUUGAGCAGCAGCUGCUUCAGUCAAAACACACGGUCCAAAAUGACUUUAAGUGUGAGGUGCAAGCUAUGAAAGAAAAGCUGAAUGAAAUCAAAGCCAUUAAGAAAUUUGAUGAAGACGUUUGGAGCAGUGAAGCUUCCCACGCAGAGUUAUUGCCUUUUGUGGAAGAUACUUUAAUGGAUAAGUAUCUCAUGUCCACUGAGCUGGAAGAAACUGGUAUGGGAGAUGAACUAGAUUCUGAGUUUGCAGUGCAGAGCCAUUUUGAACUGAAUAGUGAGAUCCUUCUUGAUCAUACCAUGGACUCCACACCACCAGAUAUUGAACAUAUUCAGGAGUCAUUGUGUUCAUACAGAGAUGAAACAGAGCAAGAAGCAGAGUAUUUGCAUUUGAGUGUUGCAGUCUCUCAGAAUGAACAAAAUAUCUUGACUGAAGAGUUUCCAUUAGUGCUUUCAGAUGGUGAAAGAAAUUGUAGGGAAAGUAGACAUUGUGAAAAAAUACCAAGUCAAGCUUUAGAAGAUGAGGCUCUGGUUAUGUGCAAAUUUAACUUAGUGGAAAAACAUUCUGAAUGUAAAAUGGCUUCAAAGGAUGAAGGGGAGUUUGUGAAAAAUUUAGGAGAUACCUCUCUGCUGCGGGGUAUGCUACACGAACUGCAGGAGGAAAAGGACCAACUUUUAAGGCAGUUGCGUGCUCAAGAGCAGCUGGUGAAAGACGUCCAAGAGCAGAAGCUUGCAUCUGAUUCCGUGACUGGAGAAGUUCAGUUUCUUUUUGGGCGUCAACUAGCCACUCUACAGAGCCAGCGAGAUCAGCUUCAGGCUCAGCUUGAUUCUCAAAAGGAGAAAAUUCAAAGUAUCUCUGAACUUUUGGGACAGAAGACAGUUUCAGAAGACAAGCUCCUUGAAGAACAGAGGAGACUUAACUUGGAAAUGCAACAUGGAAAAGACUUUCUCAGGCAAGUUUUGGAAGAAAAGUCUGAUUUGGAGACAAGGUUGUCUUCUCAACAGAAUGAACUAAUGCUCACAAAAGAAGCGCUGGAGAACAGCAGGAAGGAUGGAGAUAAACUGAGGAAAAAUAUUGAUGACUUGAACUUGACCAUUAUUAACAAUGGUCAAUGUUAUGAUUGUGAAAGAUCAGAGUUGCAUAAUCAGAUAAGAUCCUGUACAUUGGAACUGGAGAAAUUGGUGAGACAAUUACAAGAGAAAGAAGAUUCAUUUUGUAAAAAUGAAGCUGCUUUGCUAGCAGAAAUUGAUAACCUAAAUAAAGGUCAGAGAGAGCUCAAGACCCAAUACCAGCAAGAAGUUGAAAGGCUGGAAAAAGUUAUGCAGGAAACUCGUGAAGAAAUAUCCAGUUUUUAUGAAAAACAGAUUCAUAAUAUAAAGUCGCAACAUCAGUCAGAAGUUGCAGAUCUCCGCAUACAGCAUGGCAAUGAGCUACAGGACUUGCACGCAGAGAUGGAUGAGAAAGUGAAGCGAUUGCAAGGCAAAUUGAUGGAGGAGCACAGAGAACAAAUUGGAUUUGUGAAACAGGUUCAUGAGCGAGAACAUGAACGGGAAGUUAUUGAAUUAAUGGAGAAACAUCAGAAUGAUAUAAAGCAACUUCGAGAUGAACUCACCCAAGAGCAACAAGAGUUGUUUGACAAUCUUCGUGAACAAAUCAAUUCCGCACAUCAGGCUGAAUUUCAGAAGUGGCAGCUUCAAGUGCAGACUGAACACCAUUUAGAACUGGAAGCUUUGAGGUUGAGCCUAGCUAAUAUUCAUACAGCACAGCUUGAACUAUCCCAGUCCAAUAUGCAAAAGGAGAAGGAAGCGGCACUUACAGAACUUAGGCAGAUGAUGAAUGAUUAUCGGGCUCAGGAGGUAGCUGUGCUGCAGAGCCGGCAGAAGUUUGAGCUGGAUCGACUGAAGGAACAGCACAAACAAGAACUGGAACUUAUGAUGCAGCACCAUGCUCAGCAAAUGGGUAGCGAAGCUUCAGGCUUUGAAUAAGGAACAAAAGAUGCGCUCAGAACAGGAAGUUCAACACUUGUGGCUUCAACUGGAAAACAGUCGGACCAGUCGACAAGACCUUAGUGAACUGAAGGAACAGCUUCUGGCUCGUAAUAGUCAUGUGGAAGAAUUGGAGAGACUCAAACAGGACUUUGCCCAGCAGCAAAAGCAGAUGCAGGUGGGGCAUGAAAAGGAACUGGAGCAUCUGAGGACCUACUUUGAGCAGAAAUUAAGAGAAUCUGAAGAGACUUACAGAGAGGAGAUCUGCGUCAUACAACAGCGUCUGCAAGAGGGUCUGAAGCAAAACUCACUCAUGGAGAAUGAGGCAUCUGGUCUUAGCUCUUCUGGCAUAUUUUUUGAUGAUUUACAUGAUCAUGGGAAGAGUGACCUUCUGGAAGAUCUUAACCAGCAGCUGGAGCACCAUAAGGAGGAACUGAAUUGUUUGCGAAUGAAGUUGGAAGAAAAGCAUCAGAGAGAAAUGGACACACUGAGGUCCAUUCUUGAGCUGGAGCAUAAAGAAAAGCUUUUGGAACUGAAGAUGGCCUUGUCUGAUCGACAUUUUUCUGAACUUCAGGAGAUGAAGAAUAGGCAUAGUCUGGAGCUAGAGCAGCUGAGGGCAAGGCUUUCUGAUGCGCACAUCAAAGAUAUUACUAGGCUGCGGUUACAUAGUGCACAGGAUGCUGCUCGGCAGGUGGAGGCUGAGACUGCAGAGAGGCUACGCAUACUAGAAGAAGAAUACAGUGCUAAGUUAUCACUUAUGGAAUCCGAGAAAGAGCGUAUCAUGGAACUGGAAGGGCAGAUUGAGCAACUGAAGACAGAACAUGCAGAAGAACUGUACAGGAUAACAGGGCAACACCAAGAGCAGAUGCUAUGUGAGAUUAAUAAGGUAAAUUCACAAUUACUUGAAGAAUUUAAUCAAAAAUUGAAUAGAGCAAAAGAAGAAUCUUCUCAGCUUACAGCAAAUGAAUGCUUCAAGACAAAAGAAGCAGAGCUUGCAGCUCUGAGAAAAGAGUUACAGAACUGCAUGGAAGGCCAGCUGUUGCUGCAGCGAGAGGAACUACUGGAGAGGACAAGGCAGGAGAAGAUGUCCUUGAAGGAGGAAUUUGCACUUCGUGAAGCUGGAUUAAACCAUUUCCAUAAAGAGCAGGCAGCCCAGAUCUUACAGCUGGAGAUGGAACUAAAUGUUGAGCGGAAGCAGCUGAAGCAGCUGGAGGAAAGCUUGGAGAGUGAGCAGAACCCUCAGCUUGUUGUGCUGCAUAAGAAGAUUCAGGCGCAGUAUGAUGAGAAGCUUGCUUCUGCAAAGGCAUUUAUGGCAGAGGAGAUGAAAAAGUUCAGCAAGUGUCAGCAGGAGGAAUCUGCUGCCAGUGUUUUGGAGGCACAAAAUAGACUGAUGGAAGAACAUGCAGAUUCUGUGGAAAGAUUUGCAGAGGAGAAGUCGUCGCUUCUGCAGCAGCUGAAAGAGAGACAUGAUGAACUUGAAUCUCAGAUUCAGCAGCUGAAAAGUCAGCACCAGCAGCAGCUUGAUGCAGUUAAAGCAGAACACCAGGCCAACACUGAACUCUUGAGAGCUGAAUUAGAAGCUCAGAACCAGGAGCGAUUUAAGGCCCUUGAGGUAGAACUGCAGAGUAAACACCUUGCGCAAGUAGAGGAGCUUGAGGCAAAACACUUGUCUAACUUGGAUAACUUAGAGUCAUCUUAUCUGUCUGAAAUACAGUCCAUUCGUGAUGAGCAUGAACUUGCAGUGCAAGAUCUAAAAGCAGAGCAUUUGAAACAAAUGCAUACAAAGCAGGAGGAACUUGCUGAAGUACAUCAAAACACUUUAGAGGACCUGAAGAAGGAAAGUAAUGCAAAUUGGGUUCAGGAAAUGGAGAAGUUGAAUGUUAAACAUAAGAAUGACCUGAGGAUACUAGAGGACAGACUUCGCAAGGAAUUGUCUUCUUUUCAUUUGGAAAAAUUUAAAGCUAUGAGUUAUGAACUGGAAGAGGCUCACAAGGUACAGUUGGAGGCUGCUCUUCAGAACCAGAAGUCUCUUCUCGAGGCUGAAAGCUGCAGGUCUCUUGAUGCUCUCCGUCAGGAAGUGCUAGCAAUGGAAAAACAGCACCAGAAGGCAUUGCAGGAGCUGCAGGCAAUUCACCUCACAGAGAUGGAGAGGCAGAAAACAGAGUUGUCUCAACAUCUGCAGGAAGAGUUGAAUAAGUUACAAGAACACCACCAAAAAGAACAGGAGCUGUAUGCUUCUGCCUCUGAGUGCGAGAUAGUAGCUAUGCGCAAGGAACUGCUGGCACAAUAUGAAGAGGAAAAGCAUCAACAGCAGCUGCGGUUCCAGGAGGAGAUAGAAUUGUUGAAGUGCCAAAGCGAGGUGUUACUGGAACAUCAGAUAAACCAGUUAAAGGAUGAGUUUGAAACUGAAAAGAAAGCAGUGGUGGAUGAACAGAAAACUGUACUUAAUAGGUGUCAGGAGGAAGCAGAGGAACAGCAUCACAUGGAGAAAGAACAAUUGGAGUCUGAGCUUAACAAGAAAACCGAGCUAAUUGCUCAGCUCCAGGAUGAAGUAACAUCACUUCAUAGUGGAAUAGAUGCAAAGAAUACUGAGCUUGAAACCUUGCUGCAACGCAGAGAAAGAGAAAAUCAAGAAGGGGGUAACUUGGUCACCAUGCUGAAGUCAGACUUGGAACAUGCCAGGAAUGAACGAAAAUCCAUUGAGGAGGCCAAUGAUAGACUCCAGAAAUUAUUCUUAGAGGUCAUGCGGGCAAUGAUUUCCACUGAGGAUGCUAUCAGCAGAAGAAUUGGGAUUUGCUUGGAUCACAGUUUAGGAACUGCUGUUAGUGAAGAACAGAGUAAGAUGGGAGUGCAACUCAUGAUGACAAAGCAACAGCUUCAGGACGAUAUGGAGGAACAAGCACUUUUGAAUUCCGAUGCUGAAUUAACCCCAGAGUCUAGCUUAGCUUCGGCUCUUACAGAUGAAGGAUGUGAACUGUCCCAGCGUCUUUGUGACAGCAUUUUCAGUGGGUAUGACCUGGAUCCUGCAAGUGAGGAGCUUAUUCUGAGCAGCUGUCAACGUUUACGGCUAGCCAUAGAGAAACUUCUAGAGCUGGUGACUGAAUCGACAAAACAGCUGGACCAGAGUCAUGGAAUGAACACUGAACUACAGGAGCAGUUUCUUAGUCGCAACCAAGAGAUGACAGGUUUGGUUAUCCAACAUCAAGAUUUACUGGAGCAUCUCAGCAAAGAAAGUGAGGCAAAGAGCCACUUGGCUUUGGAGCUGCAUAAAGCUGAAGGUGUAAUUGAAGGUUAUGUGGCUGAGAAAGCUGCUCUGGAGGAGGCCUUACGUCAGAAAGAGAGCUCUGAACAUAGUCUUGUACUGCAGUUAGAGAACCUGCAAAAAAAGUUUCAGCUGCUGUGUCAAGAUCAUGCUCGAUUAACUGGUGAGCAGGACUUAUUAGUCCGCCAGAAGGAAGCACUUGCUACUAACCUAGAUGAAGCAGAAACAGGUGGUCCUGCAGCCUCAUCAGUGCAACAAUAUCCAGGUUUGUUAAAAGAGGUAGAACAAUUAGCUCAAGAGAAGCUGGAGCUGCAAUGCCAGGGUGAGAAAGAUCGAUCAAGCCUUCUUUCUCAACUUAAAGUUCUGGAAGUGGAGUUGGAAGAGCAUGUUAGCAAGAACCAGCAGCUGGAGAAUGAAUGGAGAACUGAAAGCACUGAUCUUAAGCAGCAAAUCCAAGCAAUGGAGAAACAGCUGCGCAAUCAGCGUCAAUUUAUUGAGGAACAAUCUGCAGAUCGUGAACAUGAAAGAGAUGAAUUUCAGCAGGAGAUCCAAAAACUGGAGGCACAAUUGAAGCAGCCAACAAGGUUUCAAGGCAUCAGUCAUCACAUAAGCCACAAGGUAGAGGGACUGCAGGCUACAAUCAAGGAAAAAACAAAUGAAUACAAUGAGCUUUUAAUGGCCAAAGAACAACUGGAGCGAGACGCUGCAGAACAGACUGAGGAAAUUGAAAAGAUGACUAUGAGAAUAAAAGAACUGGAGAAUGUAAUUCUUAAUAAUGCAGAUAGUGCCACAGAAAUUGCUGAAAUGGAGCAGGAAAUCCAGAAAAUGAAAAAAAGAGAAAAGGAACUUGAGCAGGAUAAAGAUGCUUUGCAACAGCAACAGCUGGGUUAUUUGAUGCAAAUUUCUGCACUACAGUCCAAGCUUGAUGAGUCAAGGCACAGGGUGCCUGAUGAUGUAAGUGGUGGUAGUGAACUGAGAGGUUUGCUGCAGGAAGAACGUGAGGCUCUGCUGCAGAAAACAAAAGAGGAUAAAGAUGCUUUGCAACAGCAACAGCUGGGUUAUUUGAUGCAAAUUUCUGCACUACAGUCCAAGCUUGAUGAGUCAAGGCACAGGGUGCCUGAUGAUGUAAGUGGUGGUAGUGAACUGAGAGGUUUGCUGCAGGAAGAACGUGAGGCUCUGCUGCAGAAAACAAAAGAGAUUGAAACCCUCAUGGCACAAUUGGAACAGUUCCAGGAUGACCUCAUCUGCAAAGACAAAGAGGUGCUACAUCUAAACAUGCAGUUAGAGAUUCAUGUAAAAGAGACUGCUGCAAGAACUAACCAGCUACAAGAAGAGAACCGCUCCCUGAAGGAAAAUGUAGAAAAUCUUCGCACACAUUUGGGUAUGAGUCCUGAUGGCAGUGGAGUGCCUUUGCUCCAGUUUCCACAAGCACUGCUUCAAGAGAAAAAUCUGGAAAUUGACCACUUAAAUGAACAAAUUGUACGACUGCAGCAAGAGCUGGAAAGUUCCACAGCCAGUAAGUUGCUGGAGAGUAAACUAGCUGAGAUAGAAGAGUUGAAGACUUUAAUCGAACAUCUUCGAGGAGACCAGGAGCGACUAAGACGAGAUAAGGAAGUAGAGGCAGAGCAGCUUCAUGAAGUAAUAGAGAAGCUUCAGCAGGAGCUAGACCAGCUGGCUCCAAACCGCCAUGAACUCAGUGACAGCCAAGAGAGUCUCAGCCCUCUGAGACUGGAUCAAGUGGAGAACCUACAAAAUGAGCUGAGGCAGAGUUCAGUAGACCUUCCAGAAGAAGAGGAUGAUUUGAAAAAAGGAUCUGUUGCCAUACUUGAUAAGUUGCAGGAUGAACUGACAGUAAUAUCAAAAGAACGGGACAUUUUACAGCAACAGCUAAAGGAAGGAGAAUCCCACCUUGAAGAAGUAGCAGCACAUUUGACACUGAGCCUUCAAGAAGUACAGGCAUCAGCCAGGGAACAGCUGAGUGAGCUAAAUUCCUUACAGUUUCAGCAUCAGAGUCUUCAAGAAGACUAUAGUUUACUAAAGAUGCAGCUUUCAAAACGAAAUGCAGAAAUCAUGUCAAUCUCGGAAGACAUGCAGGAGCUAGAACAUGCUUUAAGAGCAAAGGAAAAUCAACUUUUAGAAGGAGAAUUGCUGUACAAAACCCUGCAGCAGGAGAUGAAGUCUGAGCUUGCAAAGUUUGAGCAUUUACCAAAGAGGAUAAAUGAGCUUGAAAGUGAGUUGUCAAAUAAAGACCUUCAGCUCCAGUCCCAGGCAGACAAAAUCAGCAUCCUUUGUUCUGAGAAAGAUGAGCUUAGCUCACAGCUUCAGGACCUAAAGCAAAAAGAAGUGGGCUAUAUCACAGAUAUAGAGAAGCUAGAAUCUGAAGUAACUCGACUUAACCUUAAACUUGAAGAACAUUUGAAGGAACAGGAGAAACUACAUGCUGAGAGGGUUUCCCUAACAUUAGACUUAGAGGCUCUGAAGCAAAAGGAGAGUGUCUGUGCUGUUAACAUGGAGGGGCUUGAGCUGCAAGUGAAGGAGAAGGAUUCCGAAAUCCAGAAGUUAAAAACUGACUUGCUAAGAUUAGAAGAACAGAAGGCAUUAGCAUCUUCUGAAGAUUUGUUGGAUGAAGCACUCCAAGAGGAGAGACUGAGUUGUGUAAGAGGGCAGCUGUCUGGAGCAGAAUCUUUGCUGACACAGACCAGGACUACUUUGCAUGAGAAAGAAGAGCUUUUGUUCCAUCUGACUUCACAACAUGAGCAGCUGAGAACUGAGUUAGUCGCUGUGAAAGAGGAGCUGACCUCUAAUGAAGACAAAAUUGAGAAGCUCUUGGAACAAGGACAGGAAAAGGACAGAACCAUUUCUGAUCUGAAGAUCCACAACAGAAACCUCAAAACACAGGUUUGCCAAUUACAGGAUGUUUUCCUGAAGCAAGGAAUAGAGCUCACCAGAGCUGGUGUAGAUCAGAAUGAACAGAGAAGUCAGCUGAAAGGGGAUAUCUGUCAUUCAAAACAUUCUCAAAUGGACACAAGUCCUUGCCAUUCUCCUCAUCGUCUCUCCUGCUUCUCUCCUACAGAGGACAUGGCUCUGAAUAUUGCUAGUGAAAUACUGGAGCAGAGUUCACUGGGCUCCCCCGAACUUGAAAGAAAGUAUGAUGGGAGUAAUGGAUAUGAGAGUACCUUCCACGUAACACAGUUUUCUGAUAUUAGUGCAAUACAGAGCUCAGGUUUGGAAAUGGGGCACACACAAUCAUUCAUACUUCAGAAGGAUACCACUACUAUUGAUAGUGAUCAACGCAGCAAGGAUGAACAGGAUUUACUGUUGCCAUUGCCCUGUGAAAAUGAUGUUGAAAAGGGAGAAGAGUUCCACAAGUUGCAUGCAAAUCUUCCCGAUUCACAGGAAAAUGUAGAAUCAUCUCUUCCUGUACCUGACUGGGCUGGUGAUGAAUAUGAUCAUAGUUCAGAUUUUGGUGUAAAGAUGAAUUUGGAAUUAGAGAAGACUGAACGCUUAAAUGCCAGCUUUUUGGAAUAUCUUUGCCAACGAGGGAUUACAUUAUAUGAUGAUGUGGGUAAUACAGGACAACCCAGAAGUACCACUGAGGUGCUUUCACCGGAAUUGCAGGUUUAUCAUAGUUCAGAUUUUGGUGUAAAGAUGAAUUUGGAAUUAGAGAAGACUGAACGCUUAAAUGCCAGCUUUUUGGAAUAUCUUUGCCAACGAGGGAUUACAUUAUAUGAUGAUGUGGGUAAUACAGGACAACCCAGAAAUACCACUGAGGUGCUUUCACCGGAAUUGCAGGUGUUGCUGAAGAAGGUACAUGAAGAAGGCUGCAAAAUACUCGCAUUGUCAGAACGUCCAGUAUCCAGUCCUUUGACCACUACACACAGCCAACCAAAUGUUGAUCUACAAAGCUGGCAGCAGGAGAGAAAUGCCUUGCUAGAGGUAAUCCAGUCACUGAAGGAGCUAAUCGCCAACACAUCAAAACAAACCGAGAAGUCUGCUUCAGAUGCUGGCAUAGACUGGAGAGGAGAGAUGAUUCUUGCUGUGCGGUCAGUGUUUGAAAAAGAAGAAAACUCCUUGCGUACAGGACUUCUUUCACAGCUUCACGGUCUUGAAACUGGUGAUAACAUGAGCCUUGUGGAGAGGAUUGAAAAAAUAAUUGUGAAGCAGGAGGAAAAACAGCAUCUGGUGAUACAAGAACUUUUGGCUGUAGACAGAAGUAGCUUGCUUGCAGAGGUACAAGAUCUUCAAUCUCAACUCCGCAUCUCACAUUUGCAGAACCAAGAGAAACUGCAACAGCUGCAGGAUACCUUGAUCAGUGUAGAGGAUCAUGGCAGGAAAUUUGAGAAUCAGCUACGUAAGCAAGUGGAACUACUGGAAUAUAAACUUCAGCAAGAACAACUAAUAGCAACUGAUCUGCAAAAGUCUCUGAAAGAUGAGCAACAGCGAUCCGGUGAACUACGAGAAUAUCUGAAAAAAGAGGAAUCUAUUGGUGAUGAACUAAAACAUGCACUUUCUGAAAAUAAAGAUGAACUGGAGAGGUUAUUAAAAGCCCAUCAACAAUUUCAAGAGGAAAUCCAUAGGCUCAGCUCAUUUUUAAAGAAGAAAGAAAGUGAUCUGGAUAAGGCAGUUCAGAGCCUGGCAAAAGAACAAAAGAGUAGAGAGGAACUUCAGUCACUGUUGGAACAAGAGCAGCUACGUAACAGGAGGAGGGAUGACUUGGAAGAGCUGUACCUACAGGAUUUAAAGGCCUCACUAGAAGAUCAUCAGUCCCAAUGCAAGCAGCUUCUUUCAGCCUUGGAGCAUGAACAAGCAUUAAAUAGUAAUCUCAGGAAAGAGCUUCAAAUUGAGCAGUCUCGAUGCGAGGCAUUGCUUUCUCAAGAAAGAAGUAAACUAUUACAGACGCAGGACCGGCUAGAAGUUGAGAAAGAACAUUCUUUGGAACUGAAUACUGCACUUAACCGUGAGCGUACCCUUAAUGAGCAGUUAAGUCAAAGACUGAAUGAUGAAACAUCUCACACUGGUAAAGAAUGCUCAGAGGAAGAGAACCUUUUAAAGGAACUUCAAACACAACUAAGAGAGGAGCGUAGCAAGGCUGCAGAGCUUGCUGCCAUGUUUGAAAAAACUCAGCAGCAGGCUAUUCUUUCCAAACGAGAACUGGAAAGUGAGGCACAGCUCUACAGAGAGGAAGUUCAGAAAGAGAGGGAAGUUGGUGGCAAGCUCAGAGCAACAUUAGAGUCCAUGCAGAAUCAGAAUCAUGAAGUUGUUCACACACUUGAGAUGGAGAAGCAACACAGAGCCAAGCUGCAGACAGAGCAUGAUCAACUGCAGGCACAUCUCCUUACACUGAAAGAACAAGAAAAGAGUAGAGAAGAUCAGAGAGAGAGGAAAAUGCAACAAGAGAGAAGGGCAGUAGCCGAAAAGGAGAGGGAUCAUGAGCGGGACAAAGCAAAAAUACAAGAACUGGAGUUGCAACACCAGAGAGAUAAUCAAAGAAUCAAAGAGCUACAGCAUACCCUUGCAGAACUUGAAGAGCAAGAACGGGCCCUCACCUCACAAAAACGCUUCCGCACUUUGUCACCUAGUCCUGAGAAAAGACCUUUCAGCAGCAGAACAGUCUCUCCUCAGAGUAAGACAAUGCAGCAGUGGCAGCAGCAGCUUGAAAAUGCAAGGCAACAUUUGUUAAUGGUUGCUACCCACCUGACAGAGUUCAUGCAGAAGACUUCAGGCAGGUUAAGUUUCAGUGAAGAUGACACAUUUUCCGUUAUACAAAGUCUUACUGAGUUGAAGAGUGAAUUGCAGCAAUUAUCCUUUGUUUCACAGGCUAGAUCUUAUUCUGUUGAAUCUAUCCAGGAAGCAGAAAGAGAAGUCUGGCAGAAAGAAAAAAUAAUGCUUCAAAAUGCUGUCAAACAAGCUGAGGCCAAACUGGCCAGAGUAACGACUGAGAUUGCAGAGAUUGAGAACAGACCACAGUCAGACACUUCUAAUCCUAAAAUGCUUAAACUAUACCGGAGGUAUCUGCGAGCAGAGAGUUUCAGGAAAGCCCUUGUCUACCAGAAGAAAUACUUGUUAUUACUCCUUGGCGGGUUCCAAGAGUGCGAGAAGGCAACACUGUCACUGAUUGCUCGAAUGGGUGUUUAUCCUUCACCUUCGGAUCUUCCAAGGUCAUCCCACCGUCCACGUGCAUUCACGAGGUUCCGAUGUGCUGUCAGAGUUGUUAUUGCAAUCUCAAGGAUAAAAUUCCUGGUGAAAAAAUGGCAGAAGGUGACGAAGAAAGGAGUACCAUUUGAAGGCAUUGCUAAUGGUGUGCAUGUAUCAGCAUCAGGCAUUAGAACUGAGGUUCUGAGGCAGCAGCAGUCUCCAUCUGUGAUUCUGAACUCCCCUCCAACUCGGGACACAGGAGCAAGACAGCAAACUGGCUGCACUGCACUGACACAUCCGAUUUCUAAAUCGCCAUAUCGAUUGCAUAACAGGUCAUAUCCUUCUUCAUCAACAAAGUCAAGCCACGAGAGAUCAUACAGCUCCAGUCGAGAUCCUGAAUGCUCACUGACUGAGUACAUUCAUCACUUAGAGGCAAUUCAGCAGCGGUUAGGGGGUUUGCAAGAAGAGUCAUCGUUUGGAAAGUCGCCCUAUUGGAAUAAAACUAAAUAAGCAUAAUUGUUUAUUU